AUGCUGAAAGUCACCAUGCCCUCCUCCUCCCCCUCCUCCUCCUCCUCCUCCUCCUCCACCUCCUCCGGCUCCUCGGCCGCCGGCCGCCCCGCGUCCGCGGCGCCCGACUACUGGAUCGACGGCUCCAACAAGGACACCCUGGCCCACUACUUCGAGCUGGAGUCCGAGCUGGGACGUGGGGCUACAUCCAUUGUCUACAGAUGCAGGCAGAAAGGGACCCAGAAACCUUACGCCGUCAAAAUGUUGAAGAAGACAGUAGACAAGAAAAUUGUCCGCACAGAAAUCGGAGUUCUUCUUCGCCUUUCGCAUCCAAACAUUAUAAAACUGAAGGAAAUAUUUGAGACCCCUACAGAAAUCAGUCUUGUUCUGGAAUUGGUCACAGGUGGAGAACUAUUUGACAGGAUUGUGGAAAAGGGUUACUACAGUGAACGAGAUGCAGCUGAUGCUGUUAAACAAAUCCUGGAGGCAGUUGCUUACCUGCAUGCAAAUGGGAUUGUGCAUCGUGACUUGAAGCCAGAAAAUCUACUCUAUGCAACACCAGCACCGGAUGCACCACUAAAAAUUGCUGACUUUGGACUUUCCAAGAUUGUGGAAGAUCAGGUGACCAUGAAGACAGUUUGUGGAACUCCAGGGUACUGUGCACCAGAGAUACUACGGGGAUGUGCCUACGGCCCUGAGGUGGACAUGUGGUCUCUGGGGAUUAUCACCUACAUCCUACUUUGUGGCUUUGAACCAUUUUAUGAUGAAAGGGGAGAUCAGUACAUGUUUAAGAGAAUCCUGAACUGUGAAUAUGACUUUGUGUCCCCCUGGUGGGAUGACGUGUCUCUGAAUGCCAAGGAUUUAGUUAAAAAGUUGAUUGUUUUAGACCCCAAGAAACGCCUCAGCACUCUACAGGCUUUGCAGCACCCAUGGGUCACAGGGAAAGCAGCAAACUUUGCACAUAUGGACAAUGCACAAAAGAAACUACAAGAAUUCAAUGCCCGCCGUAAACUUAAGGCUGCCGUGAAAGCUGUAGUGGCAUCAACUCGCCUCGGCAGCGCCAGCGGUCACAGUGCGCACGACAGCAACAAGCCCAGCCGUAACCCAUCUCCCGUCCAUGACGGCAAACCCGAAGAGAAACCCACUCAGGAAGCAGAAGCAGCCCCAGAAGAAAUGUCUUAG
Messenger RNA from Gavia stellata (red-throated loon), 1161 nucleotides. RefSeq names its product calcium/calmodulin dependent protein kinase IV (gene CAMK4). Gene Ontology annotation, molecular function: ATP binding; calmodulin binding; calcium/calmodulin-dependent protein kinase activity. The transcript is spliced from 11 exons. Lineage: Eukaryota; Metazoa; Chordata; Aves; Gaviiformes; Gaviidae. The record is from RefSeq and is a predicted model, not a curated record. Gene Ontology annotation, biological process: protein phosphorylation. Bases 1 to 1161 code for a protein of 386 amino acids.